Molecule: messenger RNA, 5375 nt
Organism: Nematostella vectensis (starlet sea anemone)
Lineage: Eukaryota; Metazoa; Cnidaria; Anthozoa; Actiniaria; Edwardsiidae
Product: calmodulin-binding transcription activator 2
Exons: 13
Coding region: 249-4481 (1410 amino acids)
Biological process (GO): regulation of transcription by RNA polymerase II
Cellular component (GO): nucleus
Molecular function (GO): protein binding; transcription coregulator activity; double-stranded DNA binding
Source: RefSeq, a predicted model, not a curated record
UAGGAGUACCGCGGGCGUGACGUCAUCUUGUAUUUGCUUCCAAAAUGGCGGCAGGUGAAGACCGCGAAAGUUGAGUCGAAGCUGAAGUAGCGGACUAUCUGGCCCGAGCAAACUCUAACGAGAACAACUUAUGAACCACGUUGUAUAAUGAGGCUGGCAAGCGCCUGUGUUGCUCUUGAUUUUGUAGCAGUUGUGCUUCAUGCUCGACAUUGUAGUCCGGUUUGCGCCGUAACCCUGGAUAUUCUGGCAUGACAGCCACCGUAGAUGAACAAUUCCAGUCUACAAACGAGACAUCUACACACGUUGUGCUACCGGAAAAGUUGUCCCGAAUUAAGAAAGCGAGCUGUCUACCUUCGGUGAAGCUAGGAUGGAACUCCAACGAGGUGUUGUUGUCAAUCCUUAUCAGCUUUGAUAAACACAAAGAAUGGUUCACUGACAAGAUCCCAUCAAGGCCUCCAAAUGGCUCCAUGUUCCUUAUCAAUCGGCAUGAAUUCCGGGAUUACCGUCGGGAUGGGUACACCUGGAAAAAGAGGACUAAAUCAACAACAACCAGGGAGGACCAUUUUAAACUCAAAGUGCAAGGCAUUGAUUGUAUCAGUGUUCUUUACACCCACUCGGACGUCAUUCCUACAUUCCACAAACGCUUUUACUGGCUGAUUCAGAACCCUUCUAUUAUCUUGAUUCACUAUGUGAACGUCAUGGAUGACCUCACUGGCUCAGACACCUUGUACAACUAUGUCACAUCCACAAGGAAAGAGGAUGUCUUAUCAGAAGUCACAUCCAUCUACUCUGGCAUAGAUGAGCAAAGUAUUCCAGAAGUUCAGGUUAUAGAAGAUGUGUCAGAUCCACCAUCUCCAGUGGCAGCUCCGCCUUCUCCCUCUAUUGCACGGCAACUAAAAUCCAACGAGAAAACCUUCAAAGUUUGCAUCACCCCCAAGAUUCCUCCCACCGCAAGCCUAUCCAAGGUCAAACCCACCAAUCAAAGCACCUUGCCACAAGGGAAUGCUACCCAAUGGGUUCUGAUUCCUCACAAAGGAUCUAUGCCAUGUAUAGGGACCUUUCCUAAUGCUAUUAAUACCUGGAUAAUACCCGGAACACAACCAAAUAUCUACGCUACAACCAGUAGCAUUAAUGUGCCAAUAGGGUACCCCCCUGGCGCAGGUAUACUCAUCCCUAAGCAACCAAUAGCAACGCACGAUCAGCAUUUGCCAAAUGACGCCACAAACUUACAGACAGAUUUUAGAAACUUCAAUGUCCAGCCGUUGAACCAGAUGUCACCAAACAACAACCCUACCUUCUUGGUGUCUGCGUCGCUUGCACACAAUGCACAAAAGAGGACAGUGAGAGAAGACAGCCACAUCAGGCUGAAAGCCACCAAGAAUAUCGCCCCCAAACCCUCAGAGCCCCAGCAAUGCAGUAUGCAGGGCCAGGUGAAUGCUAACAUGAGGUUUUCCAGAGGCAACGGCUCUUCAGCUUCGAUGAACAGGGAGGGUGCUUUUUCAUGUAAUUCCACGACCGCGACAGUUUCAUCACAAACUUCAAGCUUUGCCAGUUCUGGUUUAACGAAUGAAGGUGUUUAUAUUUUGAACAAUGGUAUUUGCUCAGCUCAAAGUGUUGUGUCCAGAAUUGGGAAUGGAACUACAGAAGGAAGCCUAGAUGGUCAGCAUACCCUGCGCUCUCCUUCGACAGGAAGUAUAUCCAGUCAUGGAGUCCCUGUCGAACCGAGUACAAGCCCGUCAAGUGACUAUGGCAGCUUCAUCUCAGAUGCUGGACCCAGGCUCACCAGGUCUGAGUCACUGUCAGACCAGGGAGGAAGUAGAGAAGGGAUAUUUGAUGGCCCUUUCCGCAUACCCCCUUCGCCUCUGGAAAAUACACAGGUACUUACGACGACGUCACGAGAUCCUAGUGGACAGAAACGGCCUUUUUCUCAAGCCCCAAAUGGCUCUCUAGAAGAUGACCCGCUAGGCCCUCAUAACCUUGCCGACCUAGGUUUUGAUGUCAGUGAACUCUCACCGUUUGAGUCAUUUGGAGAUGGCAUGCUUUCUAAUUAUGAUUUGAAUUCGGUGUUUCCGGACUUUUUGGACUCUCUGACGGGAGAGGACUCUCAUGAGCAGACUUUAAGCCGUUCGGAUCAUUCCAAUCCUAUUAUGCCUUCGUCUGUGUCAUCCUUGGCGCAGCAACAGGCUAUCAACACCAGCCCUGGGCAGAGUGAUACACUCAACAGCCAGGAUACAUGUGCUUCCUCAAAGGAUGUGUCAACAAAUUCCACAUGCACAUCUGUCACAUGCCAGGGUCAGGCUGAUGUUGUCAUGACCAUCUCAUCUGAUGAAGCCAAGAUAGUCAGUGCGACAUCAGAUUCGGUCACAGCACAAAACACUUCAUCAAAGAUCUCUCCAAGGCAUCCAGGGAGUACUUGCGGCACAGUUAGGACGUCACCAGCUUCUGACACAAUUCCAAGUAACAGAGGCCCUAGGGAAAGGGUAGAAAUGAAUGGUGAAGCACCUUGUCCUGGAUCAAGUUCUUCCACCACACUAACCGGGCCAUCGACCCUUAGUACAGUGCCUGGGUCAGCACGCAUAACUGACUACUCCCCGGAAUGGGCAUACCCUGAAGGCGGAGUCAAGAUUCUCGUCACAGGAGAAUGGAGUUUGACUGACAGGUCUUACACGUGUCUAUUUGAUGGUUGUAGUGUGGAGGCCACCCUCGUCCAGACUGGAGUUCUGCGUUGCUUCUGUCCGCCUCAUGAGCCUGGCCUGGUCACCCUUCAAGUAGCCUGUAAUGGUUUUAUUGUAAGUAAUGCCUGCGUGUUUGAGUACCGCGCACGCGACACACCAAGAAGUAACGCAUCAUGUCACGAGUGGCUCACGAUGGAUGAGUCACGGUUCAAGCUAGCGAUGCUUGAGCGUUUGGAGCGCCUUGAGUCCAGCCUUGGACUACUCCCGCAUCAGGGCUCCAUACAGGGAACUGAUUACACUAACUGUGCGACUUUUGAGGAUCGCAUCAUCCGUGCGUGCCAAAUGUUAUUCACCUCAAUCACACAGGGUAGCGUGGGAGAGGUGCAGAAGCCUUACCGUGGAAUGACGCUGCUCCAUCUCGCAGCAGCGCUGGGCUUUGCAAGGCUCAUCCGACAAUUGAAAUCACUUGUACCUACAGAUGGGUUGUGCCCACUGCGACAAGAGCUCGACCAUUUACGCAGGGACGAGUUCUCAUGUACUGCACUUAUGUGGGCCUGUGGACUCGGACACAAGGAUGCCGUGUGGGAACUGCUCCUGACUGGGGACAUCUGCACACUGACGACUCCUGAUGCACGUGGGCGAAUGCCGCUACAGAUCGCACGAGAUCGAGGCUACUAUGAAGUGGUGGAUUGUAUUGAAGAGUACUACGCUUCGUCUCCAAGCCGUCAAACUGCACUAUUUAACGGCCUCAGGAGUGACGAUGAGGACGAUAUUGCUGAAGAACAACCAGACUACCAUAGCAGUACAGCUACUCCUCCCGAAACAUUCCAUAAUAACGUGCCAAGUUGUCAAUCUGCGACCGCUACGCCUCUGAAUAGCUACCACUCCAGCCUGGUUAACCCUACUACCACGCCCAUAACCAGUUACCAAAGUAGUUCUAAUGUAUCAGCCGGAAGCCAUCAUAGUAGCCUGACAUCCUUUACUGACCGAGCCUGCUCUCCAAUGGCUGUCGAAGAGGAAUCCCAGUCCGCAUGUGUACCCCUGGUAGGAGUACCGCUGAGCCAGGCCCUGGUCAAGGUACAAGCCAUGAUCAAUGAGGCAGAGUUAGAGGCUGACCUCGAGACCUCAUAUCUUCAGACCGUCACAGGACAGGGACAGCUGAACCCAGUUCACGAGGAGGCGGACCUUCUUUACUCAGCAGGCUCCUGGGUAUCACCCGGUGGGAGGUUCAGGUCCUUCAGUACUGCAUCCUCGCAGAGCUCCCCUCACACGCCCUCCUCCAAGUCAUCACUAUCGCCAGGCUCGCCCGGGACCUUCCUCAACUCACCUCAUCCAUCUCCUACUGUCGCCCCUGAUACAAAGGAGUUCCAUGAAUUCCUUUGCACGUCCAAGAAACUUCUAGAGAAGAACUUCUCUGAGCUGACAUUAACAGAUACGGAGCAGCGUGAGCUCUAUCAGGCAGCACUCAUUAUCCAGGAAGCGUACCGCUCAUAUAAGACUCGUCGCCAGCAGCGUGAGGAGGAGUUGCAAGCCGCCAUUCUUAUCCAGAAUCACUACCGCCGAUAUAAACAGUAUGCCGUGUUAAAAAAGAUGACACAAGCCGCGCUGAUCAUUCAGAACCAGUACCGCGCGUACCGCGAACACGAGCAGUUUAAGAAGAGCAGACGUGCAGCUGCUAUCAUCCAGAACCAUUUCCGCAUCUAUCGAAAACGUCGGCAGUCACAGAAACGCCGGGACGAGUACAAGAGCAAACAACAGGAGGCACGAUUCAUGAGACAGGCUUCAAACAGGUCCAACAACAGCUAACGUCGACCUCCUAAAAGCACUGCUCCUUUUCAGACGUAUUGACGCUAUGGUACAGCCGACGCAUUCACCUCGCCCCAGUUAUGCGGCUAAUUUUAAUAUUAUAGUACAGUAGUCUCCCUUACAUCUGUUUAGUGAGCGAGUCAUGUAGACUAAUUUUUGACAGCUUCUAUGUAAUUGCAUUAUCUAAAGAACUUAUUCUUAGUAGCCACUAGUGCAAUCAAACGCAAACUAAACUUUGUUUGUCCAUUGCCAAUCAAAGUAAGAUUGCACUAAGGAAAAUUGAAAAGAAAAGUGAAUUGAAAAUAACAUCAAAACCUUAAUAAUCUCGUUUGCAAAGGCCGGUUCCCUUUUACACUUUCUACCUCGUAUUCGGCUAUCUAUAGAGGAUUGAAAUGGGGCAUAGUUAUUAUACAUUACGUACAUGUUCAUCCUCGUGUAUACACCAGUUUAACGUGCCCUAGAACAAUGGCUAAAGCAACACCACACAGUCCUAGAAAAGAUAAGGAUAUACAUUUGAAAGCGCGUUUAGCCUUAAUGGGCGCCAUUUGAAAUAGAAAUAAGCCAGAUGCCUAGUUUCUGCGGCAAUAUUUAUAAGGAAGGCGGUACUAGGAGUGCGGGGGGGUUCCUCUAUUGCGGGCAUAAUCUUUUUUUCUGGCAUCCUCAUGGAAGAUAUUUGUUCCAAGUUACUCUCCCUCCAGUUGAAUUAAAGAUGCGCUUACAUGGAUAAAGUGCUCUUUUUUUGUAUGAUAUGUAUAUUACAGUGAUGGACUAUCAUCUAUCCAUAGAAAUAUUCUUAUGUAAAUACACACGAGUAGAUUAAUGCUAUUUAUAGUAAAUUAUUUAUUGAUCUUAGUGAUGCAUGUAGACAACCAAUAAAGUUUUGGUUUUACCCGA